AUGAUCAAGCAAAUCGAAUGCAAAGGAACUCCAUACGAGAUAGGACUCACCCACGGCACAUCCGCCAGCGAAGAAAUAACCCGCAGCAUCGACUUCUACGCCUCCCUUUUCCAAAAGACCAGUAAUCGAGACUGGAGCCAAGUAACAGAAACAGCCAACACCUUCGCUUCGCUUAUUCAAGAGAAAUGGCCUCGUUACUAUGACGAGAUGAAAGGUAUCGCGGACGGCUCAAACCGUGAUGUUUUGGAUAUUGUAGCCCUAAACGUCCGCACCGAAAUCGCAUUCGGCCAGUUCUCAGACGGCUGUACAAGUCUAUUCUGGCACACGCCAAACCAUGAAUGGCUCGGUCAGAACUGGGAUUGGCAAAAAGCACAAGCCCCAAAUCUCAUUGCUCUGACAAUCCAUCAAUCUUCUUUGCCGAGCAUCAAGAUGAUCACAGAAGCCGGUAUAAUCGGGAAAAUCGGGCUUAACUCCGCGGGUGUGGGGGUGUGUCUAAAUGCUAUCCGUGCUGUUGGGUUGGAUUAUGGAAAGAUGCCUGUGCAUCUUGGUCUUCGCCACGUCCUAGAAUGUGGGAGUACUAAGGAAGCUGUUGAGAAACUGGAGGAAGUUGGAAUGGCGAGUUCAGCACAUAUGCUGAUUGCGGAUGGAACUGGUGAUGCUGUGGGUUUGGAAUUCACGAGUUCGACAUUUGCGAGGCUUGUGAGUGAUGAUAAGGGGAGGAUUGCGCAUUCGAAUCAUUUGCUCGCUAAACAUGAUGGCGCCGUUGAGCCGGAAUGGUUGGCGGAUUCACCCAAGAGGGUUAGUCAAAUGAGGAGGUUGGCUGAGAAGAGUGAUGGGGAGGUUGGUUGGAAGGAGUUUAGCGGUUUGUUUGAGGAUGAAAAUGGGUUUCCGGUGAGUAUUUGUAGGGCGCAGGUGGGGGAUAGUACGAUUGCUACGCUGUUUAAUGUUGUUAUGGAUUUGAAGGCUAAGAAGGCUGUUGUGAGGAUGGGGAGACCGUCGGAGACUGAGGAGACGAUACACUUAGAUUUUGAGUAG
This is a messenger RNA of Glarea lozoyensis ATCC 20868, 1035 nucleotides long. Its product is annotated as N-terminal nucleophile aminohydrolases (Ntn hydrolases). The coding region runs from base 1 to 1035 and encodes 344 amino acids. The transcript has 4 exons. Lineage: Eukaryota; Fungi; Ascomycota; Leotiomycetes; Helotiales; Helotiaceae. The record is from RefSeq and is a predicted model, not a curated record.